Molecule: messenger RNA, 11229 nt
Organism: Tetranychus urticae (two-spotted spider mite)
Lineage: Eukaryota; Metazoa; Arthropoda; Arachnida; Trombidiformes; Tetranychidae
Gene: Rbcn-3A
Product: rabconnectin-3 alpha
Biological process (GO): vacuolar acidification
Cellular component (GO): RAVE complex
Molecular function (GO): protein binding
Source: RefSeq, a predicted model, not a curated record
AAUUCUCAUACACAAACUGUAAUGUGAAGGAAAAUUUCACUGCUUUUUUAUGUGACUUUCAUUGUUGAUUUUUUAUUUACUUUUGUUUAUGAAAUGAUCACAAAAUGAUCAGUUUCAAUUUUAAUUGUUUUUUUGUACAUUCAUCAGGACGGAAAUUAGAUACAAUUGUUUAGGACAAGGACAUUUGCUUUCUCUGUUUCCCUGUGUAUCUACUCUGCGCACCUAACAUUGGAAACAGAAUCAUAUUGGCAUUUUAUUUCCUUUGGUGUCAAUUCUAUGAUCACCCUGUAACUAGAUUGUUUGAUUUUACUGGUUUCCAACUCUAAUCUAAAGCUGUAACUGUUUUAUCGUCAUUAUCAGUGAUAUAUUGUAUGUAUUUUACUAGUGUAUUAAUAAUUAUUUGCCCAAAUGUAACCCAUUGUUACACCUAGUUUCUUAUUAUGGAUCAACAUCAAAUUUUAACCGGAGCUGUCAAUGCUGGUGACAACUGUUAUUCUGUAGGAAGUGUUGAAGGUGUACCGUUUACUGCUUAUUCAGCUGGAUGUAAUAUUGUUAUUCUUGCCAGUGAUUUCCAGCGAGUUCAAAUUAUACCAGGAAUAUUGCAUGGUAAUGUUCAAGUUGGUUGUAUCGAUUGCUCUACAGAUGUAGGUAAAAUUGCUGCUGCCUAUGGUAAAAAGGUUUACAUCUUUGAACCUACUCCAUUAUUGGAUCAAAACUCAAGCCAUAAAUUAGAUUAUCGAUGGAUACAAACAGCAUCAUUAGAAACUGAUUGUUAUGUGUCUGUCAUUUCAUGGAACCUAGAAGGUAAUAAACUUCUCACUGGUGGUACCUGUAUUCAAGUUUGGCAUCUUAUCAACUUUUCUGAGGAUGAUAUUAUCAAUCAUGAUGUAAAGCAAAACAAAGGUGACGGUCUUCAUAUUAAUCCAGAAAAUAUUCAAUCCAGUAAUAACGAAAAUAAUAAUGGAGAUGAACCAGAACAAGUUCGUUGGGAUUGUGUUUGGCAGUGUCGAACCUCAUCGCCCGUUUGUUUUCUUCGUUUCUCUCCUGACGGAUCAUUGUUUGUGUCUGCCGGUAAAACAGAUAGAUUGGUCAAGGUUUGGUAUGAAAGUGCAGCCAAGGUUGAUUCACUUCAUUCCGCAUCGGCACCCAAUCUAGAAUCAUUUCAGCGUCGAUCAUCCCAUUUACUUGGGGAUAUCAACUUUUCCUUCAUUUACAUUGCCCAUCCAAGAGCAAUUACUGGAAUAUCAUGGCGUAAAACAAGUAAAUACUUAUCAAGAGGAUCCGUUGCAAAUAUGCUAGUCACUUCUUGUCGCGAUAAUAUUUGCCGUCUAUGGGUACAAACCCUUCUUCCAGAUGACGGACUAGUCAAUUUUAGCCAAAUUGAAACACUUUCUAAUCAUGCUGUUCCUCGCAAUCAGACCCAACGUCACCGUCAAAAACUUCUCCUUCGUUUGAAACACAUGAAAGCCUUCAGUCAAUUCAAAAAACGUCAAGCAGCCAAACAUGAUGAUGAUAAUCAUCUAAAUGAACCUAUUCCAACUCUUCCAAGUACCUUCAGUGUUCAUGAUUUUCAUAGUUUCUCUGUUUGUGGGACAGCAAUAACCCCUGGUUUUCACUUUCACCUUGCCGCUAGCAUAAAUGCUGAAACUGAUAUCCCUUUGGUACCUAGUCUAUCACCAAGUGACGCUAAUGGAUCCUCAGAUUCUAAAAAUUAUCCCAAUUUUGUCAUUCAUUGGUUAAAUAAUAAAGAGAUGGUUUUUACCCGAGCUGCUGAAAAGUUGUUACAAGAAAUUAGCACCAAAAUCAUGCAAACCGAGUCAGUUGCUUCUGGGCAAAGUGAAGGGGAGAGUGAUACGGCUGAUGUUGAAGCAGAUUUUGAUCUUGAUAAUUUAGAUAAUGAUGUUACUAUUACAGCAGAACAGAGUAAAAAGUUACGCCAUAAAUUAUGUCGUCAAGUGCAACAUAAUAAAAACAAACAGAAAAAGUAUCAUAAAGAAGGCAAAGUUCACGGAACUGGUGAAGAAUCUUCAUCAGAACAUAUUGAUUCUCAGGCCAGUCGUCAAAGUUGUCAUACACUUUCAUCAUCAACAUCUACAGCCAUUGAUCUAAACAAUUUAGCCAAUACAACUCCAACAUCUUCAAUAAGUGACUUAUUGGAUAGAAGAUUUGAAGCCCUUCUUCGAGAAUGGCAUUCGUUAGCUGAUCUCUUAUUUAGUAUUCAUCCAGUCGAUGGUAGUUUGUUAGUCUGGCUGGUUCAGUGGUUGGAUGAAGCUUGUCCUGGAUCAUUUCGUCAAGCUCAAGUCAAUUUUUCAUCUAGAAUACCCAAUGCUAUUCCAUUAGGUGAUGCAGCUACUAUGUCACACAAUUUAGCACUCUACUCUCCGUUAACCUAUCUCAACCUUAAAGCAACCAUGGCCCAAUCAGCUUCCGUUAUAUCUAACCUUGACACCAAAACUUGUUCAGAAGAUUUAAAUAAUCGUAGUGCUCGCUGGAAUAAGGUGGAAGUUGAGGAUUCUCUUACCCCGACUGCUAGUAUGGUCACUAAACAUAGCAAUGGAUCUCUUAAUUUAUGGUCAAUUAGCUUCGCUGAAGUUACUAAAUUUACCCAAUUAAUGAGUAUAUCACAUAUUUCACGAGUUUGUGGUCAUCGUUUCCGAGUCAAUGAUAUUUCUUGUCACCCUGUUCUACCUCUUCUUCUCACAACAUCACAUCAUAAUCUCCCUGGAAGUAACAUAUCUUUUCCAAAAUCUAUGAAUUCAUCUGUUUCGUCGAGCCCAUUAGGGACACCAUCUUCCAGUAGUUGCUGUCCUCCCUUACAGGGUUUACCUAAUUCUGGUUUUUGUUCAGAAUUAAUUCUUUGGAAAGUAGAUCCAGUCGGUCCUUUGUCAAUGUCAGGAGGUGUUACAGAGUUAGCACGAAUAAAUUCGUUAGAAACAGCAGCUUUUGCCAAUGUUGCAUGGCUUCCUACUCUUUUACCCAGUACAACUCUUGGUUCAAUUUCUAAUUCUCCGAGUGCCUGUUUCAUUGCCUCCGAUGGUCAUCAGUUACGAGUUUAUCAAGCAGUCAUCGAUGCUCGUACUUUACUAUCUGAAAUAUCCCUUUCUCAACGCUGUUCCCAACAAUCAGAGACCCUUAGUCCAAACAGUGAGAAUACUGGGUCAUCAGACUAUUGUGGAUACCGUUCAGAUCUCCACCAUGCUUUCAAAAUUGUUAGCCUUCAAUCGACCUCUCGUCCUGGCUGUAUUUUAGAGCUUGAUGCCAUCUCUGAUGCCACUCACGAUUGGCAGUAUACUCAAUUACUCCAUGUUUUUCAAGAUCAAAUGUUGCGUGGAGAGGAAAUGGCUUUCAAAUGCUGGAAUGAAAAACAAGGACAGGAAAAUCUUGGACUUGUCGAACCUAGUCUUGGCGCUGUUGUUGAUCUUCGCCAUUAUUCAGCCUUUAGGGAACCUUUUUUCCUAACUGUUCUUGAAAAGGAUCCCGAUACUGGAAGAUCUGUUCUUCAUAUGUGGAGAUUAGUUAUCUCAUCUCACUCAACGGCAGACGCUACAUCAGAUCGUUAUUCUUAUGUUCCAGAUAGUAAUUUGGUUCAAGAUGAUAGUGAUAUUGACCAAUCAUCCCGUAGUGGCUCACCAAUUACCGAUACUGGAGCUGGCGGGCGUCGACAUUCCAAAAAUCAAUCAUUCCGUCAAGGUCAAUCUUAUUCUCCUCUCCAGAUACUCACUAGUAAAGUUUGUUCUCAAGUAUUACCUAUUCCAGAAGGAGUCGAGAUUCUUCAUGCUACUCCAGCUGCAGGUCAUUUAAGUUCAUCCAAUAUUUAUCCAGCUUGUUUCGCUCCUUAUCUUAUUUGUACUGCUUGCUCGGAUGGAACUCUUCGUUUUUGGCGAUGUCAUGUGGACGAUAAAAACGAGCAUGAUGUUAAGUAUGAGUGGAAAGAGUGGGAAAUGUUGAUAAAUUCAGAAAGAUCAAGUGCCAUUGAAGUUCCCGGUUUACCCUUAUAUGUAAGCUGUGCCUAUAGUGGACGAAUCGCUUGUGCAUUCAAACAUGGACAAUCGUUUUCUCGGCCAACCAGUCAAGACCCUAAUGCACGAUUUAUUAAUAUUAACCUUGCCAUUUAUGAGUGUGAAUCAACUGGAGGCUCUGAAUGGGUUUUAGAAGAUACUAUUCAUUUGAAAAACAUAGCCAUUCCUCGAACAGAGUUAAGCCAAGAAAUUGAUUUGGGACCUUUGAUAAACACUGCUAUUCGAAAUCGAAAAACUCUAGAUACUUUAGUCAAUCGUUUAGGAGUUUCUGAUGAGCACCACGAAACAAAUAGAAGUACCAAUAAUAUACAACGAUUACUUUCAGUCCCAAGUUACACCACGAUGCAAUCUUUGAAAAAAAUAAUUUCCGAACAAGGAAAUCAAUUUACUUUGACUCAAAAAUCAAUUGUUCAACUUGAUUGGGUUUCAACAGAGGAUGGGUCACAUAUCCUUACGGUUUCAGUUGAAGAUAAGAUCUCAGUUUUCACUCCUGUAUCAACUGACAUUGCUCAAGCUAAUUUACAAGCCAUGAAAACGUCAUCUAAAACCGGAGCUGCACCAGCAUCUCGAAUGUUACUCAAGCAAAUGUCUUCUAUGGCAAUCCCGAUGACCCAGGUUGAUGAUAUUAGGUGGAUGAAGCUUCGUACAACUCAUCUUAAAACAGCAGAUGGUCUUCCUCCAUUACCAAUGCAGAUGAGUUGGGUUCGUGAUGGUAUUCUCGUCGUAGGAAUGGACAAUGAGAUGCAUAUUUAUACCCAAUGGAAAAGCCGAGAUGACACUUUAUCUAAACGACCCGAGAUGCUUUCAGAGGUUACCGAUUCUCGAGUUCUUACUGAGGAGGGUCUUUUGAUCCAUGCUCAAGAAUCAUCUCACCUUCGCCUUCCUUCGCACACAUCAUUGGCUCGAUCUCCCUCUUCAUCGGUUAUCAGUGGAGUUUCAGCUGCUUAUGAAAGCAGGAAACAUCCACAAGUUCCUUCAAAAGCAACCCCAACCACAACAACAGCAGCAACAAAUUCUAACAAUUCAGAUAAUAAUUCCAUGAAUAAAGACUCAGUCAAACAAACUGAUGAAUCAAAAGCUUCAUAUCUUUCACAAUUGCCCGAUUUCGGUAUUUUUGAAGCUUCUAGACUUGCUUGUCCAGUUUUACCGCAAUAUCAUCCCAAACAGCUAAUGGAACUUCUUGCUUUUGGUAAAAUAUCUCGUGUUCGCGCUAUCUUGAGUCACUUGGUCAAAUCUCUUUGCUCUAUGGAUUCACUCAAAAAUUAUCUCUCUUCAAAUCAAGGGUUCAAUUAUGAGUCAACAGAAUCACGUCCAAGAUCAUGGACUAGAUCAAGAACACUUUCCAUUGCAGCUCCACCACCAACUUCACCAGGCGCUCCAUCACCAAUGGACGGUCAAGAUAGUUAUUUCCUUUCAAUACCAGAGGAAGUUCAACUUGAUUACACUGAGAUUACCUCUAUUCGACCUUUACCCUUGUUUGCUUUGAUCGAAGCGGAAUCUGAAGAACCCAAAAGACCAAAAGAAAAGCCAAACUCACCUAAAGAUCCGUUGUUUGACUAUGAAUAUGACACUCUAUUUAACGCAAAUAGUAAAUCCCAAAUCGAUGAAACUCUUGAUGAAAUGCUCAGUAAAUCAGCAUUCAACUUUUCUUCAAUCAAAGCAAACAAACGCCCUGAAACAACUGAUCUGAAAGAUUUUAAUGCUCAUCAAGCACGACUAUUAACCAAACUUCUAACCCAUUCUCAUCUCCCUGGUCUCUCUAGUCUUGAUCAAAUGCAUUUACUUGCCUUAGCUGAUGCAGUAGCUUCUUUCAAUCCAUCUGCAGAUUCAUCUUCCUCAGAUUACUAUAGUAGCCAUGGUGCUGAUGUUCGCGACGGUGCUCCAAUAUCUGCCGAUUCACUUGAUGAUUGUGGUCUUCGUUUCCUUUUGGCCAUGCGUCAGCACACUUAUCUUCUCAGGUGUCUUCCUUAUGCUCAUCGGAAAAUGCUUCAAAAACAAGGUUUAUCUUCAUCUGAUAUUGUUUGGGCUUUCCAUUCAGAAACUCAAGAAGAGCUUGUUCAACUGGUACCUUCAGUUGCCAAGGGAAGCCCAAAAUGGAAUGAACUUCGUGAGCUUGGUUGUGGCUGGUGGAUUCGAAAUAAUGCAGUCCUUCGUCGACUUAUAGAACAAGUUGCUAAAGCAUCUUUCCAAGCUACUCAAGAUCCUUUAGAUUCUGCCCUAUUCUAUCUGGCAAUGAAAAAGAAAUCUCUUGUCUGGGGUCUUUAUCGAUCAAUUGGUGAUCGUAAGAUGACUGAAUUUUUCCAAAAUAAUUUCAAUGAAGAUAAGUGGAGACGAGCUGCUUUGAAAAACGCUUAUGCUCUUUUAGGUAAACAAAGGUUUAACCAUGCUGCUGCAUUUUUCCUUCUGGGAGGAGCAAUUUGGGAUGCAAUUGAAGUUUGCCUAAAUAAACUGGAAGAUAUGCAACUUGCCAUGACAAUUGUUCGUCUCUAUGAAGGUGAUAUAGAAACAGUUCCAUCUAAUUUAAAACGCAUCUUAUACCAAGAAGUUCUCGGCUGCGAGUCGGACGGACAAAACUUUGACAUCUCAAAAGCUCAUCCCGAUCCAUUCUUAAGAAGCAUGAGCUAUUGGAUGUUACAAGAUUAUUCUACUUCAUUGGUAACUUUAUUGGUCCCUGAAGCUGGUGAAAAACACGCAAAAUACUCGCCAAAUGAGGAAGACAAGACAGAAAUAGCAAUUGUCCCUUCUGUUUUCAACUUUUAUCUUUACCUGAGAAAUCAACCUCUCAUUAUCAGGCGUCAUCUUGCUCAAACAAUAAAGGACAAAAAAUCUGUGCUAACUGAUUCAAAAGAAGCACUUCGUGAAACGAGCGAAGCUAUUACACCUUUUGAACGACGACUUUAUUUCAUUACAGCUCAUCAACAUUUUCUUGCUGGUUGUCCUUCACUGGCAUUGGAAGUUCUUUCCAGGUUACCUUUGAAAAUUGCCAAUGAAGAUCAUGCCAAUUUCCUGACUAAAGAAAGAUCAAUUGACACUACUAGUGAUACUCCCGAAGUUAUUGCCUCUGGAACUAUUACCGAUGAAAUUUUAGACACUGGCACAUCAUUUAAACCAUCAACUCAACUUGCUGAUACAAGUGAUGCCUUUGAUUGGGGGGCCCCAGUUUCCGAUUUGGGCAAAAUAUCUACUAAUGAUUUUCAAAUUGACAUUACUAUUGAUUCAGGCACUGAUGAUGAAGGAGAAGGAGAAGAUAAUGGACUUGAAAUGAAGUUACAAGGUAGUCCAGCUCUUGAAACAAAUGAUUCAACUAAAAAACCUUUGGAAAAUGUUAAACUAGACAUAAUGGCACAACAAUUGAAAUUUAUUGCCUGUCUAAAAAUUUUGAUGGAAGAGUUGAGUACUUUAGCCACUGGAUUUGAAGUAGACGGAGGUCGCCUUCGUUAUCAUUUGUACAUUUGGCUUGAGAAAAGUGUUAUGGCUCUUAAAGUUAUCUGUAACUACCGUACCUUUUCCAUGAGAGGAUAUGAUGGGAAAUCUUUUCCAGACAAUGAUACAAGUCCAGCUCGAGCUAGUUCAAUGAUUUUAGAAGACAUGGAUCUUGCGCAAUCUGAAUUAGCCACUUCUCGUGAUGCAGAGUCUACUGGAUUCACCGAUCUAAAACCAACUCUUCACGAAGUCUUGCUUGCCGAGAAUCUUGACUUUGAGGCCAAACUACAAAGAGCUUCUCGUCGUAAGGAAUGGUUACAGGGAAAUGAAGCUCUUCUUCGUACAUUACUAAGUUAUUGUAGUCUUCAUGGUGCUCAUGGUGGUGGACUUGCCUCCGUUCGCAUGGAAUUGAUAUUAUUGCUUCAAGAACUGCAACAAGAACGUAGUCAACAUCAGUUACUCUCCCCGCUACCAUUCCCAACAACAUUACCACUUUUAGCUGCUUCUGUUGCAUGUCAGAAAACAGUAAUUGCUGAUCCAAUUCGUCAUCUUCAUUCUGUAACAAAUGAUAUACUUAUGGAAUUAACAGGCAUGAAAGCUCCACCAUUAGUUUUACCAAUAAGCUAUUGUGAGGUUUUUGUUCUCCGUGAUCUUGGCCUUUCCCUUUCUGCCUGCGUCUACCAAUCCCUUUCGAACAGUGAUAACUUAGAUCUCAAAAAUAUGAAUAUAAAGGAAGAUUUAUUAGGUGCUUCCGUUGUUUGUGCCAAUAGCCAUCUUAUGGCCGGUAACGUUGCAAAGAAACCAUCCAGCAAUAUUGGUGAAACCAAUGAACCUUUGAACAUUACAACUCCUCCCAAUAAAUGGCCAGGAGUACAGAGUCUAAGAGCUUUGUUAGCUCGUGAUAAAGAUGAAGAUUCACCAAAGUUACACACCCUUUUAUGCGAGGCAUACGUUGCCAUUUAUUUGAGUCAAUUGGUAUUUGCAUUGGCUGCCUGCGAUUCUCAUGUUCUUUAUCGUUUAGUUGGCUUGGAGUUUAAUGAACAAAUUUGGGGUAACUUAUUCGGUGGUGGUGCUAAAAAGCUUAUUCACGUUGUUACUCAUUCCAAAGCUGCUACCACACCAACGCCUCAGAAUUCAAAAGAUGAAUCACAAAGCUCGUCAAUUGAUUUAUUUAAUACUUUAUCACAGCAAAGAAUGAAGCUUCACAUGAAAAUCUUGCAGCAACUUAACCAAGAUAAAUCAACACCGACACCUCCACAAACACCUAACAUAAUUAAAGAAGAUCGUACAACCUAUAAAGAACAAUUUGUUCCUCCUCAGAUGUCGGUCAUUUCCUAUCUAAUGUCUAAACCUAAACUUUCAGAUGAUUACAUUUUAAUUGACUAUGACUCGAGUGAAUCAGUUCAAAGUGAAGAUGAAGAUAUGGAAAGCUUUGAUGAUUUAGAUGACAACAUUUUUGGUACUUCAGCUUCGGGUCAAAUAUCAUCAACUCUGGGUCUUCAAGAGACGGUUCACAACUCAAAGAAACAAGAUUUAGAGCAGUAUGCCUGGUCAAUCAUGAGGUUUGCAGUAAUUAAAUUAGCUCGCUAUCAUUUGGCUCAAUUUUUACAAGUUGCCGGUGUUGAGUUGCGAGAAUUACCAACAACAUCACCUUCAAUUCACACUGUUUUCAAAAUACUUGAGACUUGGUCAAUUUACAUGAAAAAUUACAUGGAAACACUGGAAGGUGCUCCGUCCAAUUUUUUACCCAACAACUAUGUUGAAACUAAUCGUCAACCAGGAGGACCUCCGAUUUGGAAAUACAAGGUUCUCCUUGAAACCAAUAAUACACCCUUUAGAUCACACAAUUCAAUUACAAAACCAAUGAAACGUUUAUGGAAUUAUUUGGUUCGCCAAGAGCGAGUUCAAGAUCUUUUUAUUCGUUACAUUUUUGGCAGUCAUAGACCAGGCAGUGAAUAUACUGAUCACACGGAUCAUGAAGAUGGAAGUCAUGAUCAUCCAUCACACAGUGACCCAGUUCGUAUUGUUCACAAAGAGCAAGAUAACAUCAGUGCUUUUUGUUUAAAUAAUACUCAAUCUGGUUACAUUGCAAUUGCUACUCCCAAAGAAGUCCAAGAGCUUGAUAUUUCAGUUCUCCUUGAACCUGUUCCAUGGCUCGAAGAAGAAGCUGAAUUUGACAUUUUAAACAUGUUAAAGGUUCCAGAAUCUCUAUCAGCCUCUAAUUAUCUCGUGGUCCAACAUCCAGCUGACCGUCUUUCUUCAUCUCCUGGAGGCAAAGCUUUACAAUCCCAGCCAAUCUCCGUCUCAAGUCAACCUCAUCCACCAAAAGGAACAAUAUUGGCUAAACAUAACUUUCCUGGUAGUAAUAACCCACAAUUUUGUCAAUAUGUUAUUGAACGAAGUCGACAUAUUCUGAAACCGCUUAAACGUCACAAAACCGAAGGAACAAGACGACUUUGCUCUCACCCAACAUUACCAUAUUAUUUAUCUGGAUCUCAAGAUGGAGCUGUUAAUUUAUGGGAAUGGAAACACCAAAAUCCUUUAGCAUCUCCUCGUGCACCAGGUACUUUCGCCAAAGUUACCAAGGUUGCUUUCAAUCAAAUCGGCAAUAAAUUUGGUGUGACUGAUGGCGAUGGCUAUUUAAGCUUGUGGCAAGUCGCUUUAUGCACUUCUACAUCUAAACCUUUCUUUAGUAUGCAAGUUCAUUCCAAACAUGCUAGUGAUUUCACUUUCCUUGGAUCAUCAAGUUUAAUCAUAACUGCUGGACAGUCAACCGAUCAUAAAAAUAUUUGCAUGUGGGACACUCUUUUACCCGCAAAGAAAUCACUGGUUAGUUCAUUUUCAUGUCAUGAGCAUCAUGGUGCCUCAGUGGUCCUUUAUGCACCACUCAAUCAACUGCUCAUCACUGGUGGUAAAAAAGGAGAGGUUUUCAUUUUUGACAUGAGACAACGAACCCAACGAAACAAAUUCCAAGCUCAUGAUUCAGCCAUUAAAUGCAUGACUCUUGAUCCAGGCGAAGAGUUUUUUGUUACUGGCUCUGCUGAUGGUGAUAUUAAGGUUUGGAGUUUGAUUCCUCCCCAAUCUGUUGUUUGCUCUUUCCCUGGUGAACAUUCACGAAGUACUCUUUUCCGUAACAUAGGAAUGGGAGUUUCUCAUCUUUAUGUCAACAAUGCAAAUCAAUUAUUUUCAUGUGGAGCUGACGGAUCACUCAAGAUGCGUCAACUUCCAGGCCAUAGAUGAAGUAAAUAGAUCAGCUUACUUUAGUUGGCCAUUCAUCUUAAUCAAUGAAAAACCUGGGCAAUUGUAUUAUAGUGUUUUGAUCCAAUUUUUGUUUGUUAAACCUGAUUGAUUCAUAAAUUAACUGAUUUUUCUUUUCAUUGACAACCAAAUCUUGUCUAGAACCAUAAAACUCUCCUCAUACACCACUAAUGUAUAAGAAUUGCACAAAAUCUUAAAACGAAACUCUUUUUUCUCUUGUUUUUUCUCAAUGAUUUAACAAAUGGUUUAUACAAUUUACAGCUCUCCAUUUUUUUAAUUUCAGUUUCAAAGAGUGCAAUAAUAGGAAUUAUUGUGAUAUGUUCCUUACCCUCUUUUUUUCUGGGUGAAAUAUCCUCCUCCUUUUAAUUCAUAUUCAUAUAAUCCUAUUUGUCCUUAAUCACCUUUUGAUUUCUUGCCGUGAUGAUAACAUUGAAAAAUUGUCAGUUUAAACAAGUAAACUACAAAACUAAACCCUUUCCAAAUCAAGAUUAAUCUAUUAUUAAAUCAAGUUUUUUUUCUCCCUGAAAAA